Zea mays is the source of this 1258-nucleotide messenger RNA. RefSeq lists its product as uncharacterized. The record is from RefSeq and is a predicted model, not a curated record. The transcript is spliced from 3 exons. NCBI's taxonomy places the organism in Eukaryota, Viridiplantae, Streptophyta, Magnoliopsida, Poales, Poaceae. The coding region runs from base 249 to 926 and encodes 225 amino acids. Gene Ontology annotation, molecular function: metal ion binding.
AUGCAACAGGAAAGGACUGAAUGAAACAGCAGCUAGUGUGAAACUGUGAAUGAACGAUCAGGUCAGUCAAUCAAGCAUGCAAUCCGGUGGCUCCUCUGUUUCACAAAACUGCAUGGAACUCCGCUCCCUCCCAUUAACUACGCACCAGUCAGGCCUAUUUAAGCGAGAGUGCCUUGCCACAUCCAGCCUCUAGACUCUGAUCGCUUCCGCCGGCAAACAGCGUCACAGAAGCAGCUCAAGAUUCUACCAUGGGGACAGUGAGGGCUUCGCCUUCUUAUUCCUCUGCAGAUCCUUUUCUCGCCAUCACCAGGAGUGACAGAUGGAUUUGGUUCUUCCAUUCACAGGAGGCGCCCAGGCGAUUCAGGUUCCAGGUUGAGAUGCGCUGCCGCUGCAUUGGCUGUGUCAGGAAGGUGGAGAAGGCCAUGGUGUCCAUUGGAAGUUUCGGUGGAGUUGAAACUUCGGUGGGGGAUGUUAAUAGCGGGAUUGUCACGGUGGUUGGAAAGGUGAACUCAACAGAGAUUUGCCGCUGGCUGAAGAGGAAGACGAAGAAAAGUGUCAAAAUUGUGUACCCGGAUGCUCCAAUUGAGGACCAUAAACAGAAAAUGAUAUUGGUUCUCGGAAGCAGUUCACAAGGUGGGCACCCUACGCCCUCUGCUCCACCAUUACAAGAUGACAUGCCCUGGGCUUUGGUACCAUCAGGAGUUCAACCAGACCAUGAGAGCCUACAUGUCAUCGAGGAGAAGAUCAGGGGCCUCGAGAAGAUCAGGGAUGAGAUGAAGAUCAAGGGGCUGCAAAACGAGCUGAUUGCAGCCAAGAGCGAGCUCAAACAGUCAGUGAGAGUUAUCAAUGGCAGUAAGAAGGUUUUGUUGGAUAGUGCUUUGAAUCAGCUCAAAGCAUACAUGAACCUAAAGGCACUUGGUCAGUAAAAUUAUGCCAGCAAAUCUAUUUGUGAGGAAUUUGGUAGUUACUGCCGUAGCACCAUGUUUUGUGAAGGUGCUCUGUAAUUUAAUUGUGUUUUGCUACCAGGUAAAAGUUAUCAGGCAUUAGGUCUUUUGCAUGUAUCAAACAUGUGCACCGCUUUUCACUACCAAUUUACCAAAGCACCAUGGGGCGUCAAUUUCCUUCCCAGUAGAGAAAUUAUCCUGCGUGAUAUUUUUUGUGAAUAACUGGUUCAAUCCUCCUUUUUGUGACAAUUGUUAGGGCAUGUACAAUCUCAAUUAUUAUGGAGUCCCUUGAGGAGUCUCUAUGGGACUAUUUG